Myxocyprinus asiaticus (Chinese sucker) is the source of this 704-nucleotide messenger RNA. Its product is annotated as protein shisa-like-2A. The coding region runs from base 13 to 516 and encodes 167 amino acids. NCBI's taxonomy places the organism in Eukaryota, Metazoa, Chordata, Actinopteri, Cypriniformes, Catostomidae. The record is from RefSeq and is a predicted model, not a curated record. The transcript is spliced from 3 exons.
GUCUCGGGCAGCAUGAGCGCUGACUGCGAGGCAUAUUAUAACGCGGAGAAUGUGUUUGUUAGUGCCUUCACGUGCCCGAAACCCGACAACGAUGUGCACGCGAUCUAUUGCUGCGGGUUCAAUGAUGUCAAAUACUGCUGCGACGAUCCCAAUAGCUUUUUCCCUUACGAGUAUGGAUACAUGUGGUGGCUCAGUUUGGGGGCUCUAGUUGGUUUGUCUAUAGCUGCUGUGGUGUUAUUAGCCUUCAUCAUCACACUAUGUGUGCUAUGCUACCUGUUUAUUGCCACUAAACCCCGGGGUUUGGACAACGGACUGCCUCUACAAGCGGCAGGGAUCGAGCCGAGUCCUCAGGAGGGUCCGAGCCAACCCAGUGUGCCAUCAGGACCACAAGGGUUCCGCAAACAUUUCCUAAGGGCAAAACUAGACUGUGACAACCAGCCACCUGAUCCAGACCGCCUGUUCCAGCGCUGCUUCAUGGCUACGGUCACCACAAUCAAUGUAGAGGGACCUUCAUAAACACUGGAACUUGUGAAUUAUCCAGUCUUUUUAAUUGUUUUAUCCAAUUAUCAUGUUACUGUCGCAACAUUGUUAGCCUAGCAAAUAUGAUCUGGGAUGGAAAUUUCUGCAGCCAAAACAAAACUUUCGAUUCCAUCAUCUACAAUUAUCUUGCGUUUUACAUUUACACUGUUCUCCAAAGUGACUUG